AUGAGCGAUGCAACGCACGCAUUUCUUCACACAGUUGCUGGGGCAGCAGGGGCCGUCGUAGCUAUGGCAGUCGUUUACCCUCUGGACUCUCUCCGCACCAUCCAAUCAGUACAGGGUGGAUCAGCCUGGGAUGUUGUAAAGCUUCACCUGCGCCAUGGUGGCUGGAGGCGCUUGUAUAGGGGGAUAAAGGCAGCUCUUGCAGGAGUUGUCUUUAGCUGGGGCACAUACUUUUUCGUUUACACGCUGGCAAAACAGAAGGAGAAGAACCGCAGAGGCCAUAAGGCCAAAACGGGCACAAAUCUUCCCAUGGCGAUCGGUGCCGGAAUUUGCUCUACUGUCAUAAGCAAUCCAUUCUGGGUGGCAAAUACACGCCUUAAGGUUGACUUCUCUGCGAAAGCCAACGAACAGGGCAUCUUCAAGAUGCUAAUAGCGAUCCUGCGCAAGGAAGGGUUUCGUGGAUGGCUUGCGGGGAUCGUGCCAGCUCUAGUUCUGGUUUUAAAUCCUGCUAUUCAGUUCACCCUCUAUGAUCACUUACGGGUGAAACUGAUGCAGCUAAAACAGAGAUGGCGAACGGCCUCACGGGCUUCAUCUUCGAAUUCACUCAGCAGCCAACACAGCAGUACUGGGUCCCUUGUUUCCGAUAAAAUGCUACGAGUUCGCGUAACACCUGCUGAAUCGUUCCUCAUGGGACUAACGGCAAAGCUGGCGGCAACCCUUGUGACCUACCCCUAUCUUGUGGUCAAGACGCGAGCACAAAGCAAAGUAUAUAAUGUUAAGGACUAUUCAUGUAAGGAAGGCUAUGGAAUAGCCAGGACCAGUAGCCGCCUCUCUGCUCUGCGGAACCACCACCCACAAUGGACCCUCAACGACACCCUAACUAUCCGAAGUACAUCUUCCAUUUGUAGUUGCUCCACUGUGUUGUGCUUCUCUGGCAGCUACUGUGAGGAGCCUGAUCAUGAUUCUCGAGACGGAAGGCCUUCCAGGCCUCUUUGCCGGCUUGCCUUCGAAGCUCACGGCCACGUUGUUGUCGUCGGCGAUAAUGUUCACAGUGUAUGA
Messenger RNA from Eimeria mitis, 1056 nucleotides. RefSeq names its product peroxisomal membrane protein, putative. The transcript has 6 exons. The record is from RefSeq and is a predicted model, not a curated record. NCBI's taxonomy places the organism in Eukaryota, Apicomplexa, Conoidasida, Eucoccidiorida, Eimeriidae. The coding region runs from base 1 to 1056 and encodes 351 amino acids. Gene Ontology annotation, biological process: transmembrane transport; nucleotide transport.